AGGGUGGCUAGUGCAUUUGUGUCUCGGUUGUAAAAAUGGAUUGGAAGGAUGCGUGUCGCAUUUGCUUGAAGAAAUCAUGCUACCCGAUAAACAUAUUUGAUUCGCCAUCAUAUGGCGUCCUUACGACUGCGGACGUGAUUUCCCGAUACACUGGCUCCGAAGUUAGGCGAGGAGAUUCCUUACCCGAAAACGUAUGCUCGAUGUGCCUGGCGGAAGCGAUUGCCUCUCAAGCAAAUCGAUCUAAGGAAAGGCAAGUCGGCGAAAUAUCCGAAUUUAUUGUUAGAAAUGCGGCUCUAGAGGACCCCCCAUUAGACGAAGAAGUCUUUGUGAUAUCCGACUAUCCAGUGGAUGAGGAGGAAACGGAGGAAGGAGAUGGCAUAUUGUUGGAAUCCGAGGCGGAAGUAUCGCCUGGUAUUGAAGAAUUUCAGAUAAUCGAAUUAGAGGAAGAAGUAAAGCGGGAGCCAAACGGAAACGAAGCAUACAUGUGCCGAUUGCCCGAGGACCUUUAG
Molecule: messenger RNA, 509 nt
Organism: Drosophila takahashii
Lineage: Eukaryota; Metazoa; Arthropoda; Insecta; Diptera; Drosophilidae
Source: RefSeq, a predicted model, not a curated record